This is a messenger RNA of Ziziphus jujuba (common jujube), 4268 nucleotides long. RefSeq names its product probable serine/threonine-protein kinase SIS8. Lineage: Eukaryota; Viridiplantae; Streptophyta; Magnoliopsida; Rosales; Rhamnaceae. Gene Ontology annotation, biological process: protein phosphorylation. The coding region runs from base 852 to 3986 and encodes 1044 amino acids. The transcript is spliced from 13 exons. The record is from RefSeq and is a predicted model, not a curated record. Gene Ontology annotation, molecular function: ATP binding; protein kinase activity.
UUCCAUUUCCGUGCAUUUUACCACAAAAUUUCCAACUCAUGCCACUAACUCUUUGUGUCUUUGGGAUUUUAGAACUCCAAAAAACCAAAACCCAAGUGAGAGAAAAAAGGGAGAGAGAAAGAGCCAGUUGGUUUGUGUUUCCCACCAGUUUUACCUUUUUCUGGGACCGUGAAAUCCUUCUGCCUCUCAAGCUCAAGUGGGUCAUUCUUUCAGGUCCUACUCUCCCACUUGCUGGUCUUUGCUGUCUCUGCCUGUGUCACCUGCUCCCUCUUUUUCUUUAUUUUUGCCCCUAAAACUUCUUCCAGUAGUCUUCUCUGUUUUCUAUGCUUUCUUAGUUUUGUGCAUCGAAAGCUAAGAUCCAAUAUUUUCAAUUUGGGUAUUCUAUAUUCUGAUUAUUCUGCUUCUUGAAGGUAAAUAAGAAUAAAAAGGUUUUGAUAUUGGUGGAGCUUUCUGUUGAGUUUAUGAUUCUAUUUGUUUUGGGUUUCUUUUUUUCUUUAAUGUAUAUAUAUAUUUUUCCUGAAAGAGUGGGUCUUUAUUGUUCUCUGUAAAAAAGGAAGGUGGUAUCUAUCUAUUGAAGCAUCUGGGACUUUUUAAAAUCAGGAAAGCUUUACUGGGUACUGCUUGGAAAUACUUUGUUUGGAAAUUUUGGAUGUGAUGUGUUGGUUUGGGGUCCCUUAUGUGUAAGAGGUGUUGGGCAUAAUGAGCUUUCUUGAAUUAGUUUAGACUUUUGUAAUUUUUAUUUUUGUGGUGAUUUAGUUAUUGGGAUUUCAUGCUUGGUCCAAGACAAUGGAGAUGUUUAUGGCCGGAUUUUUAUUUCUUUAGCAUUCAAUACCAUAGCUUAGGGAAGUAAUAUGAAGAACAUUCUUAAGAAGCUCCAUAUCAUGUCUAAUCAGUCAGAAGAUGCAGAAGGGUCUACUUCAUCAAGAGGCCAUAAAUCCAUUGAUGGGUCAUCCCCUGAUAGCCUUUUGAACUCAAGGUCCCAUCAUAAUUCUGAGCAUAAACCCUUAUCAGGGCUUUCUGGCUGGUUGAAUUCAGUUGCUAAUAGACAUAGCACUACUAUGUCAUCGUCUUCGAAUGUAACAAGAGGAGAAAGAAUUGGAACACCUGAUGAAGCUAGUAGUACUGGUCUAGAUGUUGCUUCGGAUGCAAUGAGGCGCGAUUCGGGGUCUAGUACCUCAAGAGAUCCUGAUGUAGAGGAGGAAUAUCAGAUACAACUGGCUUUGGAAAUGAGUGCUAGGGAGGAUCCUGAGGCAGUUCAGAUUGAAGCCGUUAAGCAGAUUAGUUUAGGUUCUUGUGCUUCUGAUAAUACUCCAGCUGAAGUUGUUGCCUACAGAUAUUGGAAUUACAAUGCUCUUAGCUAUGAUGACAAGAUCUUGGAUGGCUUCUAUGACCUGUACGGAAUCUUGAUGGACUCCAACUCAGAAAGAAUGCCUUCCCUUGUUGAUUUGCAAGGAACAUCUGUAUCAGAGGGUGUCACCUGGGAAGCAGUUUUAGUCAAUAAGGCUGCUGAUUCGAAUUUAUUGAAAUUAGAACAGAUGGCUCUGGAGAUGGCUGUAAGGUCAAGGUCUGAUUCUCUGGUUUUUGUAAAUAGCAAUUUGGUGCGAAAACUUGCUGUUUUAGUUGCUGAUUAUAUGGGUGGGCCAGUUGGGGAUCCUGACAACAUGUUGAGAGCAUGGCGAAAUCUAUCUUACAAUUUGAAAGGAACCCUUGGUAGCAUGGUUUUGCCGCUUGGUUCUCUAACAAUUGGAUUGGCUCGACAUCGUGCAUUGUUGUUCAAGGUUUUGGCUGAUAGUGUGAGCAUCCCAUGCCGGCUGGUAAAAGGACAGCAAUAUACAGGUUCCAGCGAUGUAGCAAUGAACUUUGUGAAGAUUGAUGAUGGAAGGGAGUACAUUAUUGAUCUAAUGGCAGCACCUGGCACACUUAUUCCAUCUGAUGCAGCUGGAUCACAUAUUGACUAUGAUGAAUCUUUCUUUUCUGCUAGUCCACUGUCUAGAGACAUUGAUUCCUCUCAUGCAGCCUCUUCCAGCAGUGGGAUUGGGAGUUCCUUUGAAGAACAUUCAGAUUUUGGGACAUUCGAAAAGAGAUCCAGAUUAAGAAAUCCUGUCUCAGCAGGAAGGGAAUCUGAUGACAGGGAUGAAUUAACUGCUCAUGAAAAUGCGGCCAGACCAUCUGAAGCUGCAGAGGAAUCCAAGAUAUGCUCAGAUGAUUUUAGAAAACCAUCUCCUGUAGAGAAGGUUCCCCUGCGAGAAUUUCCAGGGAGGCCCAAUUAUCCUUAUGUGCAUGCAAGAUCUCCUUCUUGGACUGAAGGUAUGAGCUCCCCUGCAGUUCGGAAAAAGAAAGUGAAGGAUGUUUCACAAUACAUGAUAGAUGCCGCCAAAGAGAAUCCACAAUUAGCUCAGAAACUCCAUGAUGUGUUACUUGAAAGUGGUGUUGUUGCUCCACCGAACUUGUUUACUGAAGUUUAUUCAGAGCACGUAGAUGCAUCAACAGUUGAGGAAAAGUCCCAAAGAGAUGAUAAAGAUGAAUAUACAGAAGGGGUUGGAACCCCAGAAAUAAAACGUCAAGGUGAUAUUGGUCCAGCUCGAUUUCUACCUCCUUUCCCUCAACACAAGGUGCAUUCUAAAGUUGGUGCUCUUGGUCAGCAAGAACAUCUAAAGCCGGUGGAAGGUUUAGGGGUCAACUUUCCACUUGAUAACCGUGAAAUAGCAGGCUUAUCCCAUUCCGAAGUAGCUCCAGCGAGAUAUGGGAACAAUGUUCCUGUUGCUGCUGCUGCAGCAGCAGCAGCAGCUGUUGUUGCAUCUUCGAUGGUUGUUGCUGCAGCAAAGUCAAGCGGUGACUCCAAUCUUGAACUUCCAGUAGCAGCUGCUGCCACUGCUACUGCUGCAGCUGUUGUUGCAACAACUGCAGCCGUCAGUAAGCAGCACGAGCAGGGUGCACGAAGUGAUGGAGAUACAGAUGGUGCUAGUUGUGAGCCACACGGUAGUGGUGACCGCGAUCAUGAUGCUCUUGGAUCAGUUUUGGAAGCUGAAAGAAUAUCUGACAGAUCAACAGGUAGCACAAAAUCUGAUGUUGCAAUUGAUGAUGUUGCAGAUUGUGAGAUUCCUUGGGAGGAUAUCACCUUGGGUGAGCGUAUCGGACUUGGAUCUUAUGGGGAGGUCUAUCGUGGAGACUGGCAUGGGACAGAAGUUGCUGUAAAGAGGUUUCUGGACCAAGACAUUUCGGGCGAAUCACUUGAAGAAUUCAGAAGUGAGGUUUGGAUUAUGAAAAGAGUGAGGCAUCCCAAUGUCGUUCUGUUUAUGGGAGCUGUAACUCGUGCUCCUAAUCUUUCAAUUGUUACAGAAUUUCUUCCCAGAGGUAGUUUAUAUAGGUUACUUCAUCGGCCCAACAAUCAAUUAGAUGAGAGAAGGCGUUUGAGAAUGGCUCUUGAUGCUGCUCGGGGAAUGAAUUAUUUGCACAAUUGCACACCAGUAAUUGUACACCGUGAUUUGAAGUCCCCAAAUCUUCUUGUUGAUAGAAAUUGGGUAGUAAAGGUUUGUGAUUUUGGACUAUCUCGAAUGAAGCACAGUACAUUUCUCUCUUCAAGGUCCACAGCAGGGACGGCUGAAUGGAUGGCUCCAGAAGUGCUAAGGAAUGAGCCUUCGGAUGAGAAGUGUGAUGUUUAUAGCUUUGGGGUCAUAUUAUGGGAACUCUCAACAAUGCAACAACCUUGGGGGGGAAUGAACCCAAUGCAAGUUGUAGGUGCGGUUGGAUUUCAACAUCGCCGGCUUGACAUUCCAGAUGAUAUGGAUCCAAAAGUUGCAGAUAUCAUUAGGAAAUGUUGGGAGACAAAUCCAAAAUUGAGACCCACAUUUUCGGAGAUCAUGGCUGCUCUUAAACCAUUGCAGAAGCCUAUAAAUAGUCCUCAAGUGCCCAGACCUACUGCUUCAAUAGGCGGUGGACGUGAGAGAGUUCAGCCACCGCGUGUUGCAGAAGAGCCAACCAACUAAAUACACAGCAAUUUGACAGAUCUGACAGAAUAUUGGUUCAUUCCACAGCCAAAAAAAUAUGGAAUCCAAGUUGUAGAUUGUUUCAAAGAAAUAUGAGAAAGAUUUAUUGAAGAUCAUGACCUAACAUAUACUCAAAUUUGGGAUUGUGAUUCUUUUUCUUCAUUUUUUUUUCUUUUUUUUAUAUUAAUUCUUAGCAGGUGGCAGCCACUCUAAAGGUUGUGAUUUGUUUGUAAAAAAAAUCAUUUCAAAAUGUUGUAAUCAAUGUUUGAAUUUUGCUGUUCA